AUGUUACGCAAACCGCACAGGCUCCGCUCGCCCUACGCCAGCCUGAGUUACGCAACUCGCGGACCCGACUGGAGCAGAGACCGCUGCGCAGCUUCCGCAGCCUGCCUGCCUGCCGUCCGGAGCCGUACUUCGCCGAGCGCGCUUAAGGCCAUUGACUUUACCAGGUUUGGAGCAAGUCGUGGAGGUCCUCUUCCUCCAAAGAAAUUUGGUAAUCCAGGGGAACGUCUACGUAAGAAAAAAUGGGAUUUAAAUGAGCUGCCCAAGUUUGAGAAGAAUUUUUACGUGGAACAUCCGGAAGUGGCCAGGCUUACUCCAUACGAAGUUGAAGAACUGCGAAGAAAGAAAGAGAUCACUAUUCGAGGAAUGGAGGGCUGUCCCAAGCCUGUGUUUGCCUUCCACCAGUGUAGCUUUCCACAGUACGUGAUGGAUGCUCUGAUGGACCAGAACUUUACAGAACCCACUCCAAUUCAGUGCCAAGGCUUUCCACUAGCCCUCAGUGGCCGUGAUAUGGUGGGCAUUGCACAGACUGGCUCUGGGAAAACACUAGCAUACUUGCUGCCUGCAAUUGUUCACAUCAACCACCAGCCAUAUUUGGAGAGAGGAGAUGGCCCAAUUUGCCUGGUUUUAGCACCAACUAGAGAGUUGGCCCAGCAAGUGCAGCAAGUGGCUGAUGAUUAUGGCAAGUGUUCAAGACUGAAGAGUACCUGCAUAUAUGGAGGAGCACCCAAAGGUCCCCAAAUCAGAGAUCUAGAAAGAGGUGUGGAGAUCUGCAUUGCUACACCGGGUCGCUUGAUUGACUUCCUUGAGGCAGGAAAGACCAACCUUCGUCGAUGUACGUACCUGGUGCUGGAUGAAGCAGACAGGAUGUUGGACAUGGGAUUUGAACCCCAAAUUCGUAAGAUUGUUGAUCAGAUAAGGCCUGACAGACAGACUCUGAUGUGGAGUGCCACCUGGCCAAAAGAAGUGCGCCAGCUUGCCGAGGACUUUCUGCAGGACUAUGUUCAGAUCAAUGUGGGAAACUUGGAGCUGAGUGCCAACCACAAUAUCCUACAGAUAGUGGAUGUAUGCAUGGAAAGCGAGAAAGACCAUAAACUGAUACAACUGAUGGAGGAGAUCAUGGCAGAGAAGGAAAACAAGACUAUCAUCUUUGUGGAAACAAAGAGGCGAUGUGAUGAUCUCACUCGAAGGAUGCGCAGAGAUGGUUGGCCAGCUAUGUGUAUCCAUGGAGACAAGAGUCAGCCGGAAAGAGAUUGGGUGCUUAAUGAGUUUCGUUCUGGAAAGGCUCCUAUCCUCAUUGCUACCGACGUUGCAUCUCGUGGGCUAGACGUGGAAGAUGUUAAAUUUGUGAUAAACUACGACUAUCCGAACAGCUCUGAAGAUUAUGUGCACCGUAUUGGCCGUACCGCUCGUAGUACCAACAAAGGUACUGCCUACACCUUCUUCACUCCAGGAAACCUGAAACAAGCCAGGGAGCUUAUCAAAGUGUUGGAAGAAGCCAAUCAAGCCAUCAAUCCAAAACUGAUGCAGCUCGUGGACCACCGAGGAGGAGGAGGUGGUGGUGGAGGAGGUCGCUCUCGUUACCGAACGAGCAGUUCAGUAAACAACCCUAACCUGAUGUACCAGGAGGAGUGUGACAGGAGGCUCCGGGGAGUGAAAGAGGGCCGGAGAGACUCAGGUGGCUUCAGAGACCGUGAUCGUGGUGACAGUUUUGCCAACGGAGCCAACAAGACCUAUGGCAGUGCCUAUGGGAGCCCAAAUUCUGCUUUUGGGGCAGCACAGAGCCAGUAUGGUUACGCUCAAGGGAGCUAUGGAGCAGCUGCCUAUGGCACGAGUGGCUAUGGCACUGCAGAGUACAGUGCGAGUAGCUAUGGUGCCAGCACCACAGCUGCCACGGCUGGGAGAACCUCACAGAGCACUACCCAACAGCAGUAUGCAGGGAUGGUGGGGCGCUCGGGCCAGCAGCCACAGCCGCAC
Molecule: messenger RNA, 1974 nt
Organism: Chaetura pelagica (chimney swift)
Lineage: Eukaryota; Metazoa; Chordata; Aves; Apodiformes; Apodidae
Gene: DDX17
Product: DEAD (Asp-Glu-Ala-Asp) box helicase 17
Exons: 14
Biological process (GO): alternative mRNA splicing, via spliceosome
Cellular component (GO): ribonucleoprotein complex; nucleus; cytoplasm
Molecular function (GO): RNA helicase activity; ATP binding; RNA binding
Source: RefSeq, a predicted model, not a curated record